Scylla paramamosain (green mud crab) is the source of this 2057-nucleotide messenger RNA. RefSeq lists its product as uncharacterized. The transcript has 3 exons. The record is from RefSeq and is a predicted model, not a curated record. Lineage: Eukaryota; Metazoa; Arthropoda; Malacostraca; Decapoda; Portunidae. Bases 123 to 1406 code for a protein of 427 amino acids.
AUGAGUUGCAACUUUUUAGGGACGCACCUCAUCACCGUUCUCCCACAGUCACACUCCCCACACCACCAGUUCCCCAUCACAGUCACCAAGACUCCGCCUCCCGUCUCGCACCAACCUCUAGGAUGGCAGACAAGGAACCCAAGGCUGACACGUCACCUUUACCGUCAGUGACGCCGGUGAGUUUGGUGACGGCGAACCGCGUGCGAGCAGCGCUCAUGUCAGACAAGGGCGCUGCCGCACAACUCACCGCCUGGAAGGUCGUGGACUUCACCAAGAAGGGCGACAAUUAUGCCUGUUUAGUGACCAGCGUCGAGGUUAAUUAUGAGAUCGACGGCAAGAGCUCAGAGGUGGUCUAUGUGGUAAAGAUUAACUCAGGAAAGACCUUUGGGAAUAACGAUCUCAUUGAAAUAGCCUUCCAAAAGGAAUGCAAAUUCUUCCUCGACAUCGCACCGCAGAUAAACUCUGUAUUAAAGGAAAUUGGUCAAAGAGAAAUCAACGUUCCCAAAUGCUUCCAUGCAAGUCUGGAGAAAGGAAAGGAAGUAAUCUUCCUUGAGGACCUACGAGCCAGAGGCUACAAAAUGGCUGACCGCAAGCAAGGGUUGGACAAAGCUCACACUACCCUUGUGCUGAUGGAGCUGGCCAGACUCCACGCCGCUUCCGUCCUCCUGCAGAACAAGACUCCUGACGAAGACCUCGGAGAAAAGUACCCUUAUUUAAAAAUAGGAAUGGCCUACUGUAUUAGAAACUAUGAUGCAAUGAAGAAUAUGAUAAAAGAAAGUGCAGUACUUGCUCAAACUAUCACAAAAAAAGUAGGAGGAUACGAAAGAGUAACAGCUUGGAUAGACACGAUCAUUCCUAAAUUAAGGGACAUCUUCGAGCAGCUGGAAUGCGGCGAGCCUAAGGUGGUGUGUCACGGAGACUGCUGGAUUAACAAUCUUCUCUUCAGGUACAGCGAGACUGGCCGCCCCGAGGACGUGAUGCUCCUCGACUUGCAGCUGACAGGCCACAGUGUUCCUGCUGCCGAUCUCAACUACCUCCUCUAUACCAGCAUGACGGGGGACGUCAGGAAGCCCAACAUUGAAGCCUUCCUUGGUUCCUACUACACCACUUUCAAGGACAUCAUGGAGGCUGGCGGCCAGACAGUACCUUUCACGCAGGCGCAGCUCCUCAAGGAUUUCAGAGAAAAUAACCUCGCUGGCUCAAUGUUCGCUAUAAUGUCUGUGCCAGUAAUGCUUUCUGAGACUGAAGGCGCGGUAGACUCGUCGAAAGACGAUGAAAAGGAUCUUGAAGAAACGCUUCGUAAGACGAGAGAGAAGUCGUUGGAAAUGCUAGACACAAAUCCUCUUGUGAAAUCGAGAUUUUUGUCUGUUUUCGACGAAAUGAUGGAACUAGGAAUUAUUCCAUGAAACAGACAGAGAGAGAGAGAGAGAGAGAGAGAGAGAGAGAGGUUUGGCCAGGACGUUACCAAACCGUAGGCUUCACGUGUAAAAUUUUGCAAUUUCCUCGAAGAGUGAAGCCUUAGAGGUCGUGGCCAAUCAAGUCUGCAACAAAAUACUUUCACUUUUGCGUGAUAUGACAAGAAGGUAAGUUUAGACCUUCAUUUAAUUCACAAUGUACUGCAGUUAUAUCAUGGAAACUAAACACAAGUUAUAUUAUUCAGGUUUACAUGUUGUAAUGCUUCUUUGCUCGAAAAUAUAUAACAACUCAGAAAUUAACAAUAACGAAUAACUUAUUUGUCCAUCGGCACAGGCAAUCUAUUUUUUUUUUUUUUCAAUAGUCUUGACCUCCCUCCAUAAAGUGAGAAUCUAAUUCCUUCUUUCUUUUUAAAGCACGAAUAAUAUGACUAGUGUAUUUCACUCAAAUACACAACUGAACACUAAUACUGUUUUAGAGAGCAACAUAAUUGUAACGGAAAUAUAAUACGCGCGUGGCACAAAGAGUCCUCUGGGAGUUCACAGAAUGGAGACGAUGUUCAUCUUAGCCUCAAGCAGUCAGUCUGGCAGACCUUUCCUGCGACCUUGGCGAUACAAUAAAAGAAACUGAGAUGCUGUCUCAAC